This is a messenger RNA of Oenanthe melanoleuca, 5433 nucleotides long. It is a transcript of the gene SMCR8, whose product is annotated as SMCR8-C9orf72 complex subunit. NCBI's taxonomy places the organism in Eukaryota, Metazoa, Chordata, Aves, Passeriformes, Muscicapidae. Gene Ontology annotation, molecular function: GTPase activator activity. The record is from RefSeq and is a predicted model, not a curated record. The transcript has 2 exons. The coding region runs from base 90 to 2879 and encodes 929 amino acids. Gene Ontology annotation, cellular component: guanyl-nucleotide exchange factor complex.
GCUGCGCCGGUGCCUCUCGCGGGGCUCGGCGGUGGCGGGGGGACCGGGGGCGCGUCGCUGCUCCAUGUCGGUCCCGUCCUGCGGGAAAUAUGAUCAGCGCCCCUGAUGUGGUGGCCUUCACCAGGGAGGAGGAGCUGGAGGAUGAUCUGUACCGCGAGCCGCCCCUGCCCGAGGAGUACUCGGUGCCGCUGUUCCCCUUCUCCGGCCAGGGCGCCAACCCCUGGGCCAAGGUCGCCGGCUCCAAGUUCACCCGGGACUUCAUUCUCAUCUCCGAGUUCUCGGAGCAAGUGGGGCCCCAGCCCCUCCUGACCAUCCCCGAUGAUGCCAAAGUAUCGGGCACCUUCGAUCUCAAUUAUUUUUCCCUGCGGAUCAUGUCUGUGGAUUACCAGGCAUCCUUCGUGGGGCACCCUCCCGGUUCUGCCUACCCGAAGCUGAACUUUGUGGAGGAUUCCAAGGUGGUGCUGGGGGACUCCAAGGAAGGGGCCUUUGCCUACGUGCACCACUUGACCCUGUAUGACCUGGAAGCCAGGGGCUUUGUGAGGCCCUUCUGCAUGGCCUAUAUUUCUGCUGACGAGCACAAAAUCAUGCAGCAGUUUCAGGAACUCUCCACUGAGUUCUCCAAAGCCUCUGAAUGCCUGAAGACGGGGAACCGGAAAGCUUUUGCCAACGAACUGGAAAAGAAACUGAAAGAUCUUGACUACACCAGGACUGUCCUGCACAACGAGACUGAGCAACAGAAGAAAGCCAACGACAAGGGGUAUUACACAACCCAGGCCAUUGAGAAGGCCAACGAGCUGGCCAGUGUGGAAAAGUCAAUCAUCGAGCACCAAGACCUGCUGAGGCAAAUCCGGUCGUAUCCCUACAGGAAGCUGAAGGACUCUGAAUUCCACCCCUAUGAGCCAGAGUGUGCCCUGGAACGGGCUGAUGUGGACAGUGAUCAGGACCCCACUGCCUCUGAGCCCGGUGAAACUCAUCUUUACACCCACGUGCCAUCCUACACCCCCAAACUCAUCAAGGCCAAGUCUGCCAAGUGCUUUGACAAGAAGCUGAAGACACUGGAGGAACUCUGUGAUGUUUAUUUUUUCACCCAGACCCUUGACCAGUUGCACCAUAUCGAGAGGACUUUUCGAGGUGAUGUGUGUUACCUCCUGACAGAGCAGAUCAGCCGGGCUCUCCUAAAGCAGCAGAGUGUCACCAAUUUCCUCUUUGAGGAUGUGUCUUUCCUGGAUGAAAAACCUCCUGAGAAACAGUACAGUGGCUGCCAGGGGCUCGAUCAAGGUGCCGUAGAUGAAAAGUGUUCAGAAGAGUCCCUUGCUCCUAAAGUGGUCAUCAGCCUGGGCUCGUACAAGUCCAGUGUGGAAUGUGUGCCCAUCAAGAUGGAGCAGGAAAUGGAGGACUCUGAAGAACCCAAAAUGUCUGAGUCGGUGAUGUCUGAGCACCAGGAGAACCUGGACUAUCUGGAUGCAGAUAUCAAAGGCAGCAUCAGCAGCGGGGAGAGCAUCGAGGUGCUGGGAACGGAGAAGUCGGGAUCUGGGCUGCCGAAAUCGGAGAGCCAGGCCAGCCUGCCCGUCAUGGCCAGCCCCCAGGCGGGGCGGAGCAAGGUGGGCAGCCGGCGCACGGUCAGCGAGGACAGCAUCGAGGUGCUCAGCACGUGUCCCUCCGAGUCCCUCAUCCCGGAGGAUUUCAAAGCGAGCUACCCAAGUGCCAUUAACGAGGAGCCCUACGCGGAUGACGACGAGGGAGGCCUUCGCUUCACCCCCAGACUGAACCCGGGCGUGGAUGACGGGCAGGACGACAUCUCCAAACAGGAAAGCUUAGUACAGGUGGAUGCUGCCUGUUGUAUCAGGAAGGAGAGCCCCAACUUCCUGGAGCCGCUGGCCGAGCUGGGGCAGAAGCCGUGCGAGGAGGACGGGGUGGUGCGGAUCCCCCCGCAGCCGUACCGGCUGGCAGAGCCGGGGCUGCGCGGGGGCUUCCCCUCGCACGACGGCCUCUCGGGGGGACUCCUGCCCUACGAGCUCGACUCACGCUACCUGACAGGCAGCAGGGAGGUGAGUAAGAGCAGCCUGGAUGAGUGCUCGGACUCCACCAGCUACAUCAGCAGCGCCGCCUCCACGUGCUCCGACAGGACCCCCUCUCCCGCCCACCUUCGCUGCGCGGCCGGGGAGAAGCACAGGAAGAAGGCGGGGCAGAACGCGCUGCGCUUUAUCCGCCAGUACCCCUUCGCCCACCCCGCCAUCUACUCCCUGCUCAGCGGGAGGACCCUGGUCGUGCUGGGGGAGGAUGAGACCAUGGUCAAGAAGCUCGUGACAGCGCUCUCCAUCUUCGUGCCCAACUGCGGCGUGUACGCCAAGCCCGUGAAGCACUGGGUCACCUCCGCUCUGCACUUGGUGGAUUUCCAGAAGUGGAAGUUGAUUGGACUCCAGAGGGCAGCGUCCCCUGCCGGGGUGAACGUGCUGCACGCCCUGAGCCGCUACAGCCGCUACCUGAGCAUCCUGGACGCCGACAGCAAGACCCUGCGCUGCCCCCUCUACAAGGGCAGCGUGGUGGCCCGGCUGGCCGACCACCGCACGCAGAUCAAGCGUGGCAGCACCUACUACAUGCACGUCCAAAGCAUCCUCACCCAGCUGUGCUCUAAAGCCUUCCUCUUCACCUUCUGCCAUCAUUUGCACCUUCCCAUCAGCGAAAGGGAACCGGAGGAAUCCGUUGUCAAUCGUAGGAUGAACUUUCUAAAGCUUCAGCUGGGCCUUGCCAAUGAAGAUAUCAAAAUCGUGCAGUACUUGGCCGAGCUGCUGAAGCUGCACUACAUUCAGGAACCGGGGCAGGGGGGGAACCCCCUGCUCAGAUUUGACUAUGUUCCCAGCUUUUUGUACAAAAUCUAGCCUUGCACAGGCUGUGUGCUCGGGGUCUGACAGAGCUCAUCCGUGCUUGACAUUGCCGCUGUCUGCAGUAGCUCUCAUACAUCAGGGAGAGGCUGAGGUGUUGGUGUCUCUGCUCUGCAGAAAUCCAGGUCUGCAGGAGCAGAUUUCUGGCUGUUCCCUCUAGCCAAAAGCGUAGAUGUUCCAUCACAUAAUCCAUUGGGCACUCUGUAAAUGUUAGAAGAGGCACUGUUAAAGUGGGUCACAGCAGCAUCCCAGGGGGGUCAUGGCUUGAGGGGAGGUGGGCUACUCAGGGGUCAGUACUGACUAGUGUGCAGCCCCCCAUAUAGCACAGUGUCCUGCAUGCUUCUGCCAGAGCCCUGAGCACUGUCAGUCCCUUCCACAGAGCCAGGGCUGUGACCAGAGGUGUAAAGGCCGUGUGAAGUUUUGUAUCUACUGAUGUGUCUGUCCUGUGAGUGUAGCUCAGAGGUGGCAGCUCACAGGUCUGUGCACAGCCACAGUGCUUGGUGUCCCCUCCUGCACUUUCUAAGUUUCUGGGCACUUCCCAGGAUUGGUUGUUCCUGGGUGAGUGGGAGCACAGCAGAGGCACAUGUGCUUCUCUCCAGAAAGGGUUUCCCAGUUUCUCCCAGCUUUGUUCAAACAGGAAGGUGGAAGCACUCCCUAAGGCUGGCGAGCCCGAGGCGCCAGCCGCUGUGAAUGUAGAGCACUGUGCCUUGUUCAUUUGUCACGUCCCAUUUAGUGGGCAGGCCAAGCAGGCUGGAGGGACACUGGGAAUCCUCAGAGCGUGUGAGGACAGGGGUGGCUUUUUAAAGACAGAAGGGAACUGAAGGAGGGUGAGGGCCCUCUUUUUAGGCUCUUUUUGUGAUGGGGAAGCAAUGUGAUUCAGCUGGAGCCACACUGUGAGACAGCAGGUUGUUACCAUGGGCUGCCUGGCUGGUGAGGUACAAGAGCUCAGGAGAGAUCGGGGAUGAAUGUACUGGAUUCUGUGUUGUAUCCAUAAUAGUUUAUUAUUUUUGUAUUUUUUUUUUUGUUGGGGAGUUGGCAUUUGUGCUUUUUGAUAAAACAGGGCCGGGCAUUGCUGCGUGCUGCCCCUGGCUGAGCCAUUGUUGUGUCCUGACUACCUCUCCCAGGGCUCUUGGGUGGCUCUGGAUGGGGCAGAAUUGCUGCUUUCUGAACCUGGGUACUGAGAACUUUUCAUUUCAAAGCUUCUGUGCCAUAAAGGAUUUAUCACCAACAUGGUGCCACUCCCAGAUCGUUCCUGUCCAUGCUGAAAGCUUUGAGCCCAGGUGCAGCACUUCCCUCUGGAGUCUCGUAGGUGAUGCUGGGCUCAGGCUGCUCUGCCUGGUGCCAUAGGGCAGUAGCAGCUCCCCAGGUACUUCUAAAGUAAGAAAAAUCUUGCUAGGAAAGAUAAUCUUGGUUUUAAUUCUUUUUGAUGCUGAUUAUGAGGUGAGAACAGCUACUGAUCUGUACUUUGGUUUGUUGUUUUUGGGUUUUUUUUUUAACUUCUGUUUAUGGUGAUAAUGUGAGGCAGCUUUGGAGAUGAGUGUGAUCUUCUUUCUGAGCCUGGGAAUUUUCUGUGUACAGCCUGAGGUUCCCCAGCAUGGCUUAGACCCCACUGAGACUUGCUGUGUGACCUGUACUCCUCCAAAACCAUGUCCUGGAGGCAGGGAGGCUCCUUGGAGAGGCUGUUGUUUUGCACCAGCAUCUGUGCCUCAGGAUUGUGCCACCUCCUCCUCUCUCCUGGAAAGGGCUCUCUGGCAUAUAAACCAACAGGGCAGAAAAGUUGUUUUUAAGGUUAUUGCUGUUUGUGGUGGCUUAGCCAAGUUGGCCUCGUGGUUCUCUCCAGAGGGAUUUCCUGGGUCAGGGGUUGCUGGUGAUGGUGUUUUGAGGUCGUGGUUGGAAGCAGUGUUGUGUGGCCUUUGCUAAAGGUGAGCAGUGUCUCUCUGGGGCUGCUCACCUUUACAGCAUCUUUAAAGCCUUUUCCUGUCCUGCCUGUACCCUCCUGUCUCAUGUGAACUGAGUUCUGGUGAAACGCCUCGGUGUCCAUCAAUUUGGCUGCUUAUUGAAGUGAGUCAAGGUGUCCCCUGGUUGAUUCAUACACACCCAAACUUCGACACUAAAGCUGAGGUGAGAUUCCCUGGGGGAAGAGGCGUCUCGGUAGAUGAGUAAUGCAGGUGACAGCAGGCAGAUGAAAGCUCCCAGCAUCCUGCUCUGGAGCAGUGCUCAAAACAGGAGCUUGUUUCCUGCUGAAAAAUAGCCUAGUGCUGUUUGGGUUUAAGGAGGGAGGGAGGGAGGGACAGACUUUUUUCCUGCUGACUCACUCACAUCUUCCUCCAGCAUGGAGUGGGAGAGAUGAUUCGUGGUGGCUCAUCUUAGUCACAGUAGUCUUGACCUGUGGUGUUCAGCUGUGCUCAUAAAUUGAUAAAUAACUCACUUCUUGCUCCCUCUGCCCAACCUGUAGUAUCUGAUGUUCAAGGCUGUGUUGAGCAAUACUUGCAUUACCACCUGUCUGACCUGCUUCACCUCUCUGCCACAAAGCAGCUCUGAUUGGGGAGGA